This is a messenger RNA of Betta splendens (Siamese fighting fish), 816 nucleotides long. RefSeq names its product activation-induced cytidine deaminase (gene aicda). Lineage: Eukaryota; Metazoa; Chordata; Actinopteri; Anabantiformes; Osphronemidae. The transcript is spliced from 5 exons. Gene Ontology annotation, biological process: cytidine to uridine editing. The record is from RefSeq and is a predicted model, not a curated record. Bases 94 to 729 code for a protein of 211 amino acids. Gene Ontology annotation, molecular function: RNA binding; zinc ion binding; cytidine deaminase activity. Gene Ontology annotation, cellular component: nucleus; cytoplasm.
CACACACACACACACACACACACACACACUUUCGCUCUUUCUCAUUUACCUCCAUCAUUACCCACACCCCAGUGACAAAGCGCGUCUUUCGAAAUGAUUACAAAGCUAGACAGCGUGCUUUUACCGCGGAAGAAAUUCAUCUACCAUUACAAGAAUGUGCGCUGGGCAAGGGGUCGGUGUGAGACGUACCUCUGCUUUGUGGUGAAGCGGCGGGUGGGCCCAGACUCCUUGACCUUUGACUUCGGACACCUACGCAAUCGUAAUGGCUGCCAUGUAGAGAUGCUGUUCUUGCGCCAUCUAGGAGCCUUGUGCCCCGGUCUUUGGGGGUGCGGGGGCACAGGGGAGAAAAGGCUCAGCUACUCCAUUACCUGGUUCUGCUCCUGGUCUCCCUGCGCCAACUGCUCGCUGAGACUGGCCCAGUUCCUCAGUCAGACGCCCAACCUUCGCCUCAGGAUCUUCGUGUCGCGCCUCUACUUCUGUGACAUGGAGGACAGCCGCGAGCGGGAGGGUCUGAGGAUGCUGAAGAAGGCCGGGGUGCACAUCACGGUCAUGAGUUACAAAGACUUCUUCUACUGCUGGCAGACCUUUGUGGCUCGCAACCAGAGUAAGUUCAAGGCCUGGGAGGAGCUGCACCGGAACUCCGUUCGCCUCACCAGAAAACUGCACCGCAUCCUUCAGCCCUGCGAAACCGAAGACUUAAGAGACGCCUUCAAGCUUCUUGGACUGUGACACGUACUGCAGCUGUGACCUCCUCUAAUGUUGCCAUUGUUGCUGUUGGUUCAUCACUACAAUGCUAAACUGAGAAUUACAAAAACU